Molecule: messenger RNA, 3330 nt
Organism: Cucurbita maxima (winter squash)
Lineage: Eukaryota; Viridiplantae; Streptophyta; Magnoliopsida; Cucurbitales; Cucurbitaceae
Exons: 14
Coding region: 140-2746 (868 amino acids)
Biological process (GO): transcription by RNA polymerase III
Cellular component (GO): transcription factor TFIIIC complex
Molecular function (GO): protein binding; DNA binding
Source: RefSeq, a predicted model, not a curated record
GUAGACUGAUUAUUAGGGUUCGAAUCUCCGUAAAUGUAUAGUCCUUGAUAAAUCAAACUGGAAGCCGACUAGGGUUCGAACCUCCUGAAGCUAACAAAAAUUGGAAUUUACGAAGCAUUGCGAAGGAAGGAGAGUGGCAAUGGAAGAGCUUCCACAUCAAGCAGAAGCAUCCAUGGGCACUAGCUGCAAGAAGGGGAAGAAGAAAUCAGUGAGUCUGGAGGAACCGCUGAAAAGAGCUAAGAAGAAAGCCGGGGCUACUUCAGUCAACGAAGUGCAGCCUACAGGUCGUUUAGAUGACUUCCGGGUGAAGGUUUCAGAGUUUGAUCAUUGUGUUGAAAAUCAUUUUAGAGCCAUUGAUGCAAUUGCCGAGCUCUAUGGCGAGGCAGAAAAUGGCGAAGGCGGAGUUGAUGAAAGUGACUUUCAGCGGUUUUCGUCCUCCACAACUUUCUUAAGGGAAUGGAAGUUCUACAAUUAUGAGCCGAAAACCGUCAAGUUUACAAGCGAUUCGAGAGUUCCUGAGGGUAAGGAUGCUGAUAUCACGAUGGAAUUGCCACAGUUUUCUUCUGCGGCUGUUCUAAAGAAUGGAGCACCACCCGGAGCCACUACAUCUCUGGACUUUAGAAACUUUAUCAUGCAUGUUGGUGGGCCUGUUUGGGCCAUAGAUUGGUGUCCUCUAGUUCAUGAAAGGACCGACUCCCUUAUCAAAUGUGAGUUUAUUGCUGUUUCUGCUCAUCCACCUGGCUCUUCUUAUCACACGAUGGGCAUCCCGCUCAGUGGAAGAGGUAUGGUGCAGAUAUGGUGCUUAGUGCAUGGCACCGAAAGCCAUGAAUCAGAAACGACCAAUGCAACAGAGUGCAAGGCUUCAGACUUAUCUCAACCAAAGAGGCCUAGAGGAAGACCCCCAGGGCGCAAGAAAAAUGGGGCGUCUGCCUUAUCAUCUCAACAAAAGAGACCUAGAGGAAGGCCUAAAAAGAAACAAGAAGAACCUAAUGAUAACGAGGUUGCCAGUUACCAACUUGUUCAGCCCCUUUCUGUUGAAUACCCAGAUGUUUCAUCCAACUUGCUUGAGAUUGAUGACGUCCCCCACAAUUCUGAAAAACUUGUAUCACUGGAAAACAGUGUUGAAAGAGGGAGCAGUACCAUUGAAGAAAUUUCUACGUGCAAUUCUGAAGAUGAAGUUCCUGUGCAGAAGAGAAGAGAGAGAAGAAAUGCUGAUACUAAGAAUCAUGUUGAUGAUGUGGGAACGUUAUGUAAGAACAUAUCAGAGAAUGCUAUUUUAGACACUGGCUCAACUGGAUUUUCUAUUCCGGAGAGUGUUGCUUUGCCUAGACUAGUAUUGUGCUUAGCUCACAAUGGAAAGGUAGCGUGGGAUUUGAAAUGGAAGCCAACUAAUGCGCGUACUACCAAGUGCAAGCAAAGAAUGGGCUACCUUGCUGUUUUGCUGGGCAACGGAUCUCUAGAAGUUUGGGAGAUUCCUUUUCCCCAUGUAGUGAAGGCCAUCUAUUCUAAUCUCAAUGGGGAGGGUACAGAUCCUCGCUUUGUGAAGUUGAAGCCUACUUUCAGAUGCUCGAUGUUGAGAAGUGCAGAUACACAGAGCAUCCCUCUGACAGUGGAAUGGUCGCCAACACCUCCUUAUGAUUAUCUACUCGCUGGAUGUCAUGAUGGAACGGUCGCCUUGUGGAAGUUUUCUGCAAAUAGUACCGCUGAAGAUACGAGGCCUUUACUUCGUUUUAGUGCCGACACAGUUCCAAUAAGAGCGGUUGCAUGGGCACCAAGUGAAAGUGAGCCCGAAAGUGAAAAUGUGAUACUAAUUGCUAGUCAUGGAGGCAUAAAAUUUUGGGACCUAAGAGAUCCUUUCCGUCCCUUGUGGGACCUUCAUCCGGCACCAAGGAUAAUAUAUAGUUUGGAUUGGCUUCCUAAUCCUAGAUGCGUCUUUUUAUCCUUUGAUGAUGGAACAUUGAGACUUCUCAGUUUGCUAAAGGCUGCAUAUGAUGUUCCAGUAACUGGUCAACCCUUCACAGCAAUAAAACAAAAAGGUUUACACACUUACUGUUGUUCACCAUUUGCUAUCUGGAGUAUUCAAGUAUCAAGGCAGACAGGCAUGGUUGCUUACUGCGGUGCUGACGGAGCUGUUGUCCGUUUCCAGCUUACUACGAAAGCAGUAGACAAAGAAAAUUCACGCAACCGCACCCCACAUUUUGUAUGCGAAUAUUUAACCGAGGAGCAAUCAAUUAUUACAAUCCACUCUCCAGCAUCAGAUGUUCCAAUCCCUUUGAAAAAGCUGUCCAACAAAUCUGAACAGCCAUUGUCCAUGCGAGCUAUUCUAUCUGAUUCCAUGCAGCCAAAUGAAGGAAAUGAUAAAAGUGCCACAACUUCAGCAUUGGAAAAUGAAUCAGCCCUUUGCUAUGAUGAUGAUGUCGGCGUUGAAUCUGGAUCUGAGGAUACGCCGAUGUCUAUUCAGAAUAAAAACCAAACUCAAUCAAAGAGCAAGAAGAAGGGAGUGGUCAACCAAGAAUUGGAACAUAGCCAUGAGCCUAGUGAUUCACAGACAGAUGAUGACGUAGUGCCUGGUUUGGGGGAUCACUUCGAAAAUUUCCCCCCCAAAUCAGUUGCAUUGCAUAGACUGAGAUGGAACAUGAACAUUGGGAGUGAAAGAUGGCUGUGCUAUGGGGGAGCAGCUGGAAUUCUACGCUGUCAGGAGAUUGUGCUGUCUGCCCUCGAUAAGAAGUUGAUGGCAAAGAAAUGAACUUUACUCGAAAAAAUGGCUUUGCCAAAAUGUUUGUGCAGCUGAUUUUCAUGAGGCGACGCUUGCUCAAUUCAGUGUACAGUCAAUUAGAUCAGAAACCAUGGUGCCUUCAUCCUUGAGGGGCCAAAUUAUGGGAGCAGCCAAAGGAAUCAGAGAGCAUGACCUUAGGAUAACUGAAGACCAUUAACUGUGGAAAUUAGUUGAAAGGAGUUCAAGAGCCGAAGCAGAUGAUUUGAUCUGGGUUUUGGGUUCAGUUGAAAAGCAACGAGAAAAGAAUUGUUGGAGGAACCUCAGCAGCCAUGAUUAAAUAAACUGUAUCUUUUAGCCAAUAGUGUAUUCUAAAAUUAGUGACUCAAAGCUCAUCUCCUUAGCUUACAGGAGGAGUCGGGUUUAUAACGUCAUGGGAGGACAGUUUAGCUUCUAUCGGGCUCGAUUACCUGAGGAAGAGAUGGGGUUUGUUUUCAUCUAUGAACUUCCUUUUUCAUAUGCACAUUACCAAUGUAUUUCGUAAUGUUUUUGUUUCUUGAAAUUGUUUCUAAACUUUACACUGAAAAGGUUUACGUAUAAGAAAUGGGACUUUUGUU